AUGAGGACUACCUGUGGGGUUGACUCGCACGAGGUCUGUGUGCAGGACCCAGUGGCCAUUGAGGAUGUGGCUGUGAACUUCACCCCAGAGGAGUGGGCUUUACUAGAUCCUUCACAGAAGAAACUGUACAGAGAUGUGAUGUUGGAAACCUUCAGGAACCUUGAAUCAUUAGGAAAAACAUGGAAAGUUCAUGACAUUGACGAUCAGUACAAAAACCAGGGGAGAAUACUAAGAAAUCAUGUGGUAGAGAGAUUCUGUGAGAGUGAAGAGGAUCGUCAAUGUGGAGAAAACUUUAGCCUUAUUUCAAAUCUCAAUCUGAACAAGAAAACUACUGCAGCAAAGCCCUAUAAAUGCAAUGCAUGUGGAAAAGUCUUCAAGCAUCGUUCGUCCUUUAAUAGGCACAUUAGAUGUCACACUGAACACAAACCGUAUGAGUGUCAAAAAUAUGGAGAGAAGCCAUAUAAAUGUAAGGAAUGUGGGAAAGCCUUCACUUUUCCCAGUAAUCUUCAAAGACAUGAAAGAACUCAUACUGGAGAGAAACCCUAUGAAUGUAAAAAAUGCAGUAAAGCAUUCAGUAGACUCAGUUCUCUUCAAAGACAUGAAGGAACUCAUACUGGAGAGAAACCCUAUGAAUGUAAAAAAUGUAGUAAAGCAUUCAGUAGACUCAGUUAUCUUCAAAUGCAUGAAACAGUUCAUACUGGAGAGAAACUCUACAUAUGUAAACAAUGUGGGAAAUCCUUUACAUUUCCCUCAAGCCUUCAGUCACACAUGAUCUUUCACACUGGAGAUGGACCUUAUAAAUGUAAGGAAUGCAAGAAAGUAUUCAGUUCUCCCAGUGUAUUGCAAAAACAUGAAAGGAGUCACACUGGAGAGAAACCCUAUGCAUGUAAGGAAUGUGGGAAAGCCUUCACUUUUCCCAGUUCUCUUCCAAUACAUGAAAGAACUCAUACUGGAGAGAAACCCUAUAAAUGUAAAAAGUGCAGUAAAGCAUUCACUAGACUCAGUUCUCUUAAAAGACAUGAAGGAAUUCAUACUGGAGAGAAACCCUAUGAAUGUAAAAAAUGCAGUAAAGCAUUCAGGUCUUCCAGUUGUCUUCAAAUACAUGAAAGAAUUCACAAUGGAGAGAAACCCUAUGAAUGUAAGGAAUGUGGCAAAGCCUUCAGUUCUGUUAAAGGUUUCCAAAUACAUAAAAGAAAUCAUACUGGAAAGAAACCAUAUGAAUAUAAAAAAUGUAGUAAAGCAUUUAGUUGUCUUAAACUCCAAACAAAUGAAAGACAUCACACUGAAGAGAAAUGCUUUGAAUGUAAAGACUGUGGGAAAGCCUUUAUUGCUCUCACAGACCUUCAAGCACACACGAUCACUCACAGUGGAGAUGGACCUUAUACAUGUAAGGAAUGUGAGAAAGUAUUCAUUUCUCCAGGUUCAUUUGAAAUACAUGAAAGGAGUCACACUGGAGAGAAACCCUAAGAAUGUAACGAAUGUGGGAAAGCCCUCAGUUUGUACGCUAACUUAAAAGUACACCAAAGAACUCACACAGAAGGAACACCUUUUGCAUGUAAGGAAUGUGGUAAGGCUUUCAUUUCUCUUCAAGCUCUCCAAAUACAUGAAAGACAUCACAGUGGGCAGAAACCCUAUGAAUGUAAAAAAUGCAGUAAAGCCUUCACUUCUUCUGGUUUUCUUCAAAUACCUGAAAGAAUUCAUACUGGAGAGAAACCCUAUAAAUGUAAGGAAUGUGGGAAAACCUUUACUGCUCCCUCAAGUCUUUGAUCACACAUGAUCUUUCACACUGGUUAUGGACC
This is a messenger RNA of Ceratotherium simum simum (southern white rhinoceros), 1799 nucleotides long. NCBI's taxonomy places the organism in Eukaryota, Metazoa, Chordata, Mammalia, Perissodactyla, Rhinocerotidae. The record is from RefSeq and is a predicted model, not a curated record.